AGAUUUUUUUUUUUCUGCGUUUUGGUUGUGGAUUAAAUCUAUUCUCCUGGUGAAGAGCGAUGGCUUAUAAAUCAUAGUCCAUCCUGAAACGGAGUUCUUUACCCCAGAAUAGGGUGGGGAGGGGCGAAAGGUGGGAGAAAAGAUUCGGGCCGAGAGAGGCAAUGAAUGAACCGCGGGAGAAGAAGCUAGAAAUGCAGGUUUCACACUGUUGUUCCCUAGAAACCCCGCCGGACUCAUUUCAAUUUGUCUCUCUCUAGAGGUUGGGUUUAAAGUUGAAUUUUAGUUUUAGACUGAAACCGAGUUGAGGAUCUGAAAGUCAAUCGGAAGAUCUGAUAAAAAAAACACCAGUUCCGGGUACUGUAAGUGUGAUAUAUUGCAGGUAUUAUCAUGGCAGGGUUGAAUUGUAAAGGAGGUUUUAAGAAACAGGUGAAAGAGGCAGAAGAAGAGAUGUAUUGGCUAGAGCAGUGUUUCUCAACCUUGGCAAUUUUAAGAUACAAGGAUGUGUAUGGACUUCCCCAGAAUUCCCCAGCCAACAUGGAAAAUCUUCAAAUUGCCAAGUUUAAAAUUACACUGGGUUAAAUGAUUGGGCUGGAGAGGCCUAGGUCCAAAUCUCCAUUUGAUCACAAAACUGACUGUUUGAUAUUAAUUCUUAAUGUAGUUUACUUCCCAGGAAAACUGUGAAGAUAAACAAAAUUAUGUAGCCCAAAAUUAUGUUUCCUACUUUGGAGAAAAUUCAGGAAAUAAAUAAAAAUCCUAAAAGAAGAAUAUCAUAUGUGGAGCAAAGAAGUGUUAUUUUCUGUUGUUCUAUUGAAAGUGAUGCAAGUCUUGUCUUGAGUAUGUGUGUUUGUGUUUGCUUGGCACAGCAAUGAUCCUAACAUGAUUUGAUUCUGGAUCCCACAGGAUGGAUGAAUAGAUAUGUUCGACUUCGGGCAGGCAGCUGAAUAAGGUUCUUGCAAAUACAGAAGAGAAAGAGAAUGUGUCUAUGACAUGAUGGUAGUUGGAAAAAGAAAGGACUCUUCCGUGGUUUGAAAUACCAGCUCAGCCUUGCAUAGUUCCAAGCUCAUGGCUGGAAGUCCGGUGCCCCCUCGGAGGAAGGUGGUUGAGGAGACACGGCUGGUGUUGGAAGCAUUCUUGCAAGGAGCAUUAAACAACGGAGAGGAUGGGGCCCCAGGUCAUGUGGGUCGUGGCUACCAUGACCCCCAAAGUUACAUGUCCAGGUCCCCUGCGGAACAUUUUCCAAAGUGUCCUGCCUGCAGCCCUGUUCAUGAAGGAAGUAACUGUGUGGAAGGGAAAAAACAUGGUAUCCGCACCAGCAUUAAGCACCUGUUGCAGAAGCGGUCCAGUGCUCGAGGACCCUCAGACAAUCUGCCCACCCCUGGAGACUCCUUAAAGAAAUCUAAGCCAGGACUUGAAGGGGCCCACCGCAAGCGCCACUUCUCCUUCAAGGGCCUCCUGAAGAAGAAGACUGCUUCAGCAGAGAUAACCGACUCCAAUGCUCUCCCCAGGCGGCCUGACACGUUGCCUCUUGUCACCUGCUAUUGCAAACUGCAGGCAGCUGAACCAGAAGAGGCCCAGGCAACAGGCAAUGGUGAAGCUGAGGAUGCUGAAUUUUAUACUUUGGUGGCUCAGAAACUAGAUUACUUUUUGAAACACCAACAACGGAUCAGCCCUAUAGCUGCAAAAAGCUCAGUUUCUCCCAAAGAUCCAAACAUUACAAUUUCCACAGACACAAUCUCUGAUUCAGUUGCCUUGGAAAAAGUGCCAGAACAAUUGGCUGAGAAACAGAAAGAACAAAUCCUUCAGAAAUUGGUUGCCCUUCUGGAAGAGCAGGCUGCCGUCUUCAAUAAAAAGAUUGAAGCUGACCCAUUGCUACGCAACACUAUCUCCCGCCUCUCCUACCGCAGCUUUACUCACCUGGCUGAAGCCUUCACAUCACGUACCCCACCUGGGGUCUCUAGCCCUCAGCUAGCCAAGCUAGCCCUUACCAUGGAACUAACAAGGAAAGUGGCUGGCAUCAACAGCCAUGCAGUACAUACCCUCAUGGGCUACAGUUUGCAGUACAUGGAUAUGUUCAUACCUUGGCUCCAGCAGCAAGGUGGCUGGGAGAACAUUGUAGCCCAGGAGGAGAUAUUUGACUUGCAACUUGACUGAACCAAUUUCCGUGCACCAGUGGCAAAGCUCUUAUGAUGAAUCUUGUUUGCAGAAGACUGAGUGCUGGGUAGAGCUGCUAACAUCUAAAGAUAUUUGUGUCUUUCCACCUAAGCUAAAUCCAAAGGGACAUUUUUUUAGUAGCCAUCACUGGAGCUAAUUCUGAAAUAUUAAGAAUUAGCAGAAACCAACUCUAAUCUUCUGUUUGGAGUGAAUUGCAAAAUUGAUCACAGUAUGCCAAAUUUUGUUGUCAAGUAUUCCUGCAGAAGUAUGAAGAAGUUACUCCCUCAUAAAUCUUCCAGUUGUUAAAAUAUUUCUGAAAGGCUGCCUUUCAGAGAUGCCUGCCAUCAGGCACGAAAAGUGAUUCCUUUGGUGAUAGCCUCUGCUCUUCCAAGUAAGUCUUACUGAGGAAGGCUUGAUUUUUUUUCUUUUCACCCAAGAUGAACUUUCUUUCUCAGAUUUUAUACUUGAGAUUAAAUAGAUACAGUCAAAUCUUAUUUUAUCCCUAUUUUGAGAUGGAUGGAUGGAAAUUUUUAGAUGUGCCUUUGCUUUGUUCUGAAUUUCUUGUUCUGAGGUUCUCUGAGAAAUUUUGGGAUUUUAGAACAAGAAAAAGAAUUCCUAUGCAAAACUGACUUGAAGAAGACUCAUAUUAAUUUCAGUGGGACUACGUUCUGUGUAAAUAGGGGGAGAAAAGAAACUUAAUAACAAACUCAGGGAUAUGGGAGUGUGUUUGUUUAAUGGCAAUAGCUUUUCUGAAGCACUGUGAUAUUUUUUUUUUGAAUAAAAAUUUAAAGAUUCUUAUA
Messenger RNA from Pantherophis guttatus, 2951 nucleotides. NCBI's taxonomy places the organism in Eukaryota, Metazoa, Chordata, Lepidosauria, Squamata, Colubridae. The record is from RefSeq and is a predicted model, not a curated record.